UCCCGUCAUUCCCUGCAGCAGCAGCAGCAGCAGCAGCAGCAGCAGCAGAUCCCUCCCGUCCGUCGGUCGCUCCUCUGUUUGCUCUCUCUCCUUCUCCUUCUCCUUCUUCUCCUCCUUGUUCAGAGGAAGUUAGCGGACUCUUGUGAGCAGGCCGGGCCUGAAGUGGCCGAUGUGGACGCGUCCCCGCUGACUUUGAGGCGUGUGUCAGAGGUCAGAGGUCAUGAUGACGACGGUGGCCGGCGACCUGGAGCACCUGGAGCUGCAGCAGCAGUACAGCAGCAGCAACCGCUGGGACGAGGACUGGGACAACGAGAACAGCUCGGCGCGCCUCUUCGAACGCUCCCGCAUCAAGGCGCUCGCAGAUGAGCGGGAGGCGGUCCAGAAGAAGACCUUCACUAAGUGGAUCAACUCCCACCUGUCCCGGGUGUCAUGCAGGAUCUCAGACCUGUACCUGGACCUGAGGGAUGGACGCAUGCUCAUCAAGCUGCUGGAGGUCCUCUCUGGGGAGAGACUGCCGAAGCCGACCAAAGGCCGGAUGCGCAUCCACUGCCUGGAGAACGUGGACAAGGCUCUGCAGUUCCUGAAGGAGCAGCGAGUCCACCUGGAGAACAUGGGGUCACAUGACAUCGUGGACGGGAACCACCGCCUGACGCUCGGCCUCAUCUGGACCAUCAUCCUCCGCUUCCAGGGCGGCAGGUACACGCUUCAGAACCGCUUCCAGGUAACGCCACUAGAACCGCUUCCAGGUAACGCCACGCUCAAGGUCACGCCACUAGAACCGCUUCCAGGUAACGCCACUAGAACCGCUUCCAGAGUCUCUAAAUGUUUCCUCAGGUAUCCCAACGUGAACAUCCACAACUUCAGCACCAGCUGGAGAGACGGCAUGGCCUUCAACGCUCUCAUCCACAAACACAGGCCCGAUCUGAUCGACUUUGACAAACUGAAGAAGUCCAACGCUCAUCACAACCUGCAGAACGCCUUCAACCUGGCGGAGCAGCACCUGGGCCUCACCAAGCUGCUGGACCCCGAGGACAUCAGCGUGGACCAUCCUGAUGAGAAGUCAGUCAUCACCUACGUGGUGACGUACUACCACUACUUCUCCAAGAUGAAGGCUCUGAAGGUGGAGGGGAAACGCAUCGGAAAGGUGCUGGACAACGCCCUGGAGACGGAGAAGAUGAUCGAGAAGUACGAGUCUCUGGCCUCGGACCUGCUGGAGUGGAUCGAGCAGACCAUCAUCAUCCUCAACAACAGGAAGUUCGCCAACUCUCUGCUCGGCCAGCAGCAGCUGCAGGCCUUCAACACCUACCGGACCGUGGAGAAACCGCCAAAGUUCACGGAGAAGGGAAACCUGGAGGUUCUUCUGUUCACCAUCCAGAGUAAGAUGAGAGCCAACAACCAGAAGGUCUACAUGCCCCGAGAGGGGAAACUCAUCUCAGAUAUCAACAAGGCCUGGGAGCGACUGGAGAAAGCAGAGCACGAGAGGGAGCUGGCUCUGAGGACGGAGCUGAUUCGUCAGGAGAAACUGGAACAACUCGCCAGACGCUUCGACCGCAAGGCGGCCAUGAGAGAGACCUGGCUCAGCGAAAACCAGAGACUAGUGUCACAGGACAACUUUGGGUUCGACCUUCAGGCCGUGGAGGCGGCCACCAAGAAGCACGAGGCGAUUGAGACGGACAUCGCGGCGUACGAGGAGCGCGUGCAGGCGGUGGUUUCCGUGGCGAAGGAGCUGGAGGCGGAGCACUACCACGACAUCAAACGCGUCACGGCCAGGAAGGACAACGUGAUCCGGCUGUGGGAGUACCUGCUGGAGCUGCUGAAGGCGCGGCGGCUGCGGCUGGAGAUGAACCUGGGCCUGCAGAGAGUCUUCCAGGAGAUGCUCUACAUCAUGGACUGGAUGGACGAGAUGAAGAUGUUGCUGCUGUCUCAGGAUUACGGGAAGCAUCUGUUGGGCGUGGAGGACCUGCUGCAGAAACACGCUCUGGUGGAGGCCGACAUCGCCAUCCAGGCCGACCGGGUGAAGGCCGUCAGCACCAACGCCACCAAGUACUCCGUCAACAGCGACGGCUACAAGCCCUGCGACCCUCAGGUUAUCCAGGACCGCGUGUCCCACCUGGAGUUCUGCUACCAGGAGCUGACCCAGCUGGCCGCCGAGCGCCGCGCCCGCCUGGAGGAGUCCCGGCGCCUCUGGAAGUUCUUCUGGGAGAUGGCGGAGGAGGAGGGCUGGAUCCGUGAGAAGGAGCAGAUCCUGUCUUCCUUUGAGCACGGCAAGGACCUGACGGGGGCCAUGCGCCUGCUCAGCCAGCAGCGCGCCCUGGAGGACGAGAUGAGCGGCCGCGCCGGACAUCUCAAACACACCAUCGCAGAGGGCCAGGCCAUGGUGCAGGCCGGACACUUCGCCGCCACCAAGAUCCAGGAGCGGAUCGCUGACCUGCAGGCUCAGUGGGAGGCCCUGGAGCAGCUGGCGGCGGCGAGGAAGCGGCGUCUGGAGGAGGCGUUGGCGCUGCACCAGUUCCAGGCGGACGCGGACGACGUGGACGCCUGGACGCUGGACGCCCUGCGCAUCGUCUCCACCGGAGAGACGGGCCACGAUGAGUUCUCCACGCUGGCGCUGGUCCGGAAGCACAAGGACGCGGCCGCCGAGGUGGCCAGCUACCGGCCGGUCAUCGACGCGCUCCACGAGCAGGCCGCCGCGCUGCCCGAAGAGGAGGCGCGGUCGGAGGAGGUGCGCGGGCGCCUGGCCGGCAUCGAGGAGCGCUACCGGGAGGUGUCGGAGCUCACCAAGCUGAGGAAGCAGGCGCUGCAGGACGAACUGGAGCGGGGCCCGCGCCCCGGGGUCAUCCAGCACCGGUUUGAGAGUCUGGAGCCGGAGAUGAACAACCAGGCGUCUCGUGUUGCCGUGGUGAACCAGAUCGCCAGGCAGCUGAUGCACAAUGGUCACCCGAGUGAAAAGGACAUCAAGACCCAGCAGGACAAACUCAACAACCGGUGGAGCCAGUUCCGUGACCUGGUGGACCAGAAGAAGGAGUCUCUGAACUCGGCUCUCGGCGUGCAGAACUACCACCUGGACUGCAACGAGACCAAGUCGUGGAUCCGAGAGAAGACCAAAGUCAUCGAGUCCACGCAGGAGCUGGGCAACGACCUGACCGGCGUCAUGGCGCUGCAGAGGAAGCUGACGGGCAUGGAGCGCGACCUGGCCGCCAUCGAGGACAAGCUGGGCGACCUGCGCGGCGAGGCUCAGCGCCUGGCGGAGGAACACCCCGACCAGGCCAACGCCAUCACAGGCCGCCUGGCGGAGAUCACGGCGGUCUGGGAGGAGAUGAAGAACACUCUGAAGACCCGCGAGGAGUCGCUGGGCGAGGCCCGGAAGCUGCAGCAGUUCCUGCGCGAGCUGGACGACUUCCAGUCGUGGCUGUCGCGCACGCAGACGGCCAUCGCCUCGGAGGACAUGCCCAACACGCCGGCCGAGGCCGAGAAGCUGGUGGCCCAGCACCACGGCAUCCGGAACGAGAUCCAGAACUACGAGGAGGACUACCAGAGGAUGCGGGACAUGGGCGAGAUGGUGACGCAGGGCCAGACGGACGCCCAGUACAUGUUCCUCCGCCAGAGGCUGCAGGCGCUCGACACGGGCUGGAACGAGCUGCACAAGAUGUGGGAGAACCGGCAGAACCUGCUGACCCAGUCCACCGCCUACCAGCUGUUCCUCAGGGACACCAAGCAGGCCGAGGCCUUCCUCAACAACCAGGAGUACGUCCUGGCUCACACGGAGAUGCCCCCCACCCUGGAGGGCGCCGAGGCCGCCAUCAAGAAGCAGGAGGACUUCAUGACCACGAUGGACGCCAACGAGGACAAGAUCAACGGCGUGGUGGAGGUGGGCCGCCGGCUGGCCAGCGACGGCAACAUCAACGCCGAGAGAAUACAGGAGAGGGUCGUCUCCAUCGACGACAGACAUAAGAAGAACAGGGAGGCUGCCGUGGAGCUGCUGAUGAGACUCAAGGACAACAGAGACCUGCAGAAGUUCCUGCAGGACUGCCAGGAGCUGUCUCUGUGGAUCAACGAGAAGAUGCUCACGGCUCAGGACAUGACGUACGACGAGGCCAGGAACCUGCACAGCAAGUGGCUGAAGCACCAGGCCUUCAUGGCCGAGCUGCAGUCCAACAAAGAGUGGCUGGACAAGAUCCAGAAGGACGGCACGCUGCUGGUGUCGGAGAAGCCGGAGACGGAGGCGGUGGUGAAGGAGAAGCUGUCGGCGCUCCACGCCAUGUGGGAGGAGCUGGAGUCCACCACGCAGACCAAAGCUCAGUGUCUGUUCGAUGCCAACAAGGCUGAGCUGUUCACCCAGAGCUGCGCAGACCUGGACAAGUGGCUGGGAGGCCUCGAGGGUCAGAUCCAGUCCGACGACUACGGGAAAGACCUGACCUCCGUCAACAUCCUGCUCAAAAAACAACAGAUGCUGGAGAAGCAGGUGGAGGUGCGUCAGCGUGAGGUGGUGGAGCUGCAGAGCCAGGUGAAGGCUCUGGGUCAGGAGGUCAAAGACACCGACGAGGUGGACGGGCGGAGGCAGCUGGUGGAGACAAAGUUCCAGCAGCUCCUGGAGCCGCUGCGCCGCCGCAAGGACUUCCUGGUGGAGUCCAGAGAGGUCCACCAGUUCAACCGAGACGUGGAGGACGAGAUCCUGUGGGUCCAGGAGAGGAUGGCUGUGGCCACGUCCACCGACCACGGACACAACCUGCAGACCGUCCAGCUGCUCAUCAAGAAGAACCAGACUCUGCAGAAAGAGAUCCAGGGUCAUCAGCCUCGCAUCGACGAUAUCCUGGAGCGCAGUCAGAGCCUCGUGAAGGACGAGUCGCCCAACGGGGACGUGAUCCGGCGGCGCCUGGCCGACCUGCGAGCGCUGUGGGGGCAGCUGAUGGAGGAGGCCGAGCGCCGCCACGGCCGCCUGCAGGAGGCGCACAAAGCGCAGCAGUACUACUUUGACGCCGCCGAGGCCGAGGCCUGGAUGAGCGAGCAGGAACUGUACAUGAUGUCAGAGGAGAAGGCCAAGGACGAGCUGAGCGCUGUGACCAUGCAGAAGAAGCAUCAGAUCGUGGAGCAGGCGGUGGAGGACUACGCCGAGACGGUCCACCAGCUGUCCAAGACCAGCAGAGGACUGGUGGCUGAUGGACACCCAGAGAGUGAGCGAAUCAGCAUGCGGCAGUCUCAGGUGGAUAAGCUGUACGCCGGCCUGAAGGACCUAUCAGAGGAGAGGCAGGGCAAACUGGAUGAGAGGCUCCGCCUCUUCCAGUUGAACCGGGAGGUGGACGACCUCGAGCAGUGGAUCGCUGAGCGGGAGGUCGUGGCUGGGUCGCACGAGCUGGGGCAGGACUACGAACACGUAACUAUGUUGCAGGAGCGUUUCCGUGAGUUUGCCCGGGACACCGGGAACAUCGGUCAGGAGCGCGUGGACAGCGUCAACCGUCUGGCGGACGAGCUGAUCAACUCGGGUCACGGCGACGCAGCAACGGUGGCCGAAUGGAAGGACGGUCUGAACGAAGCCUGGGCCGACCUGCUGGAACUGAUCGACACCCGGACGCAGAUUCUCGCUGCCUCCUUCGAGCUCCACAAGUUCUACCACGAUGCCAAGGAGAUCCUGGGACGCAUCAUGGACAAACAAAAGAAACUGCCGGAGGAAGUUGGCCGCGACCAGAACACGGUGGAGACUCUGCAGAGGAUGCACAACACCUUUGAACACGACAUCCAGGCCCUGGGAACACAGGUGAGGCAGCUGCAGGAAGACGCUGUGCGCCUGCAGUCGGCGUACGCCGGAGAUAAAGCAGACGACAUCCAGCGGAGGGAGUGUGAUGUGCUGGAGGCCUGGAGGAGUCUGCUGGAGGCGUGUGACGGACGCAGGGUCCGCCUUCUCGACACCGGAGACAAGUUCAGGUUCUUCAGCAUGGUCCGAGACCUGAUGCUGUGGAUGGAAGAUGUGAUCCGGCUUAUCGAGGCCCAGGAGAAUCCCAGAGACGUGUCGUCAGUGGAGCUGCUGAUGAACAACCACCAGGGCAUCAAGGCCGAGAUCGAUGCCCGAAACGACAGCUUCACCGCCUGCAUCGAGCUGGGGAAAGCCCUGCUGGCCCGCAAACACUACGCUUCACAGGAGAUUAAAGAGAAGUUGCUGCAGCUGACAGACAAGAGGAAAGAGAUGAUCGACAAGUGGGAGGACCGGUGGGAGUGGCUGCGACUCAUCCUGGAGGUGCACCAGUUCUCCAGGGACGCCGGCGUGGCCGAGGCCUGGCUGCUGGGUCAGGAGCCCUACCUGUCCAGCCGGGAGAUGGGCCAGAGCGUGGACGAGGUGGAGAAACUCAUCAAACGCCACGAGGCCUUUGAGAAGUCCGCUGCCACCUGGGAGGAGCGCUUCUCCGCUCUGGAGAGGCUGACCACGCUGGAGCUGCUGGAGGUGAGAAGGCAGCAGGAGGAAGAGGAGAGGAUGAGGAAGCCUCCGUCUCCAGAGCCGGUUAUUCUUCAGCACGAAGAGUCCCAACAGCAGAGCGGAGUCAUCAUCCAGAACGGACUCCCGUCAGACCAGGACUCUCCUCGGGACGGCGUGGACGGAGGAGAUCUGGUGAACGGUGUCGGCGAGCGGAGCUCCAAGGAGCCGAGCCCCGGCGCGUCCCCGACCUCCGGCAGGAAGAGUAAGACCAGCCUGUCAUCCACGUUGCCUUCCAAGAACCAGGACAGCUCGCCGUCGCAGCUGGAGGGACUCCUGCACCGCAAACACGAGUGGGAGGGACACAACAAGAAGGCGUCCAACAGGUCGUGGCACAACGUGUACUGCGUCAUCAACAACCAGGAGAUGGGUUUCUAUAAAGACGGCAAGGCGGCUGCGGCGGGCGUGCCGUACCACGGCGAGGUUCCCAUCGGCCUGAAGGACGCCACGUGUGACGUGGCCUCAGAGUACAAGAAGAAGAAACACGUCUUCAAACUCCGAGUCACUGAUGGAAACGAGUAUCUGUUCCAAGCCAAAGAUGAAGAUGAGAUGAGCACCUGGAUCCAGGCCAUCCUGAACUCCAGCGCCGACGGCUGCGACGCGCCGCCAGGCAGCAUCCCCGGCACGCCGGCGUCUGGGCGCGCUCAGACACUGCCGGCCGCCGUCACGCUCACCACGGAGUCGAGUCCCGGCAAGAGAGAGAAGGACAAAGAGAAGGACAAGGAGAAACGCUUCAGUCUGUUCAGCAAGAAGAAACAGUAGAAAACACAAUGAGCGCUUUGGUGAAACUGACUCAGACGAAUCCGGGCGCACGCUCUGACGAAGGAAACGUUUAGCUUCUCAUUACCUGCAGUGGUGGAAGUACAUUCACUCCAGUACACAGGUUGAGGUAUUUGUACUGUUUUUGAAAGAAAGAGAGAAAGAUGGAAAUACAGACAGACAGAAAGAAAGUUGAGUGACGGUUUAACUUUUUUGAUUAGCCCAUUAAACACAUUACUGUUUUAAAAAGAAAGAGAGACGGAAAACCGAGAAAGAAAGAAAGAAAGUUGAUUGAUGGAACUCUGAUUUGUUUUUCUAAUGAUCACUCCCCUGUUGAAAUGUACGCGCUGCACAAGUGUGAACAGUGUACUACACACAGCGGUGGAAUGUAACAAAGUAAAAAGUACAUUUACUCCAGUACUGUACUUCAGUCCAAAUGUUGAGGUACUUGUACUUUACUUGCAUCUUUUUUUUUUCAUGCUACUUUCUACUUUUACU
This is a messenger RNA of Perca fluviatilis (European perch), 7720 nucleotides long. Its product is annotated as spectrin beta chain, non-erythrocytic 1-like. Gene Ontology annotation, molecular function: actin filament binding; structural constituent of cytoskeleton; phospholipid binding. NCBI's taxonomy places the organism in Eukaryota, Metazoa, Chordata, Actinopteri, Perciformes, Percidae. Gene Ontology annotation, biological process: protein localization to plasma membrane; actin cytoskeleton organization. The record is from RefSeq and is a predicted model, not a curated record. The transcript is spliced from 39 exons. Bases 221 to 7225 code for a protein of 2334 amino acids. Gene Ontology annotation, cellular component: plasma membrane; cortical actin cytoskeleton; cell junction.